Lobosporangium transversale is the source of this 4863-nucleotide messenger RNA. RefSeq lists its product as hypothetical. Gene Ontology annotation, cellular component: nucleus. The coding region runs from base 389 to 4813 and encodes 1474 amino acids. Gene Ontology annotation, molecular function: histone binding; ATP hydrolysis activity; chromatin binding. NCBI's taxonomy places the organism in Eukaryota, Fungi, Mortierellomycota, Mortierellomycetes, Mortierellales, Mortierellaceae. Gene Ontology annotation, biological process: positive regulation of transcription by RNA polymerase II. The record is from RefSeq and is a predicted model, not a curated record. The transcript is spliced from 6 exons.
AGUCAGCGACCUGCCGUUCAUUGCUCAGCCUCAAUUUUUACUUGGUCAUAAUUUUAACCUUUUCUAUUUUUUUGCUGCUUUUCCUCCACACGCAGAUCAACAUUAGUCCCACUCAUCUUGUUCUCGAGAAAAUACCUGUACAACACAAGCACUAGAUUGCAUUUUGAAGUUGUAAAGAUUGCAUUAGCAACUGACUCUCUCCUCAAAACUAACGAACGUCACAUAACCUCUCGCACUUGUGCCACACAAAUAUCUCGUGCUCGCGAUUUGAGCACAUUCUAUUGCAAGUUGCUAUUACUGUAUUUAUUUCAAUCUCAACAGAAUCCAAGACAGAUUUAGGUAGAGUUAGUUAUCAUUUGAAUUAAUAUUUGAUAUCAUCCCCUUAUAUAUGGAACACGAUCUGUCGAUCGACAAGACCGCCUCGCCGAUCAACAAUGAAUUAUAUACCCUUAAGAGAAGCAUACCCAGUGAUAAUAUCGAACCACACAUAGGAGGAAGCCAGGACAGUGGUGCAGAUUACCAAAUGCAGGAAAAUCACAAUUACCCAGGUAACGAUAUGAACGACACUAAACGGCGCAGAAUCCACGGUGAGGAGGAGUUCUCCGACAUGUACACCACUGAGAAUCAUAGGAUCAAUGGUGGGGACCCGGGAAAAAAAAACACAAGCGAAAAUGAAGUUUCAUUAUCUUCGACGCUAUCAGGGAAAUCUAUUCGCACGUCUACCAGAACCAUAAAAACAAGUGCAGUAAACUCUAGUGAGCUCCUGCGUUGCAAGAGCCAGCUACCUGAGACCCCUACAGGUCCUAGGUCGCUCGAAUUAAGACAGCAAACCAAGAGAAUUAAUUACGCAGAAGAGGAAGGAUCAGAGGAUGAGGAUGAGGCUCAAUAUGAGAGAUCAGCAACUAUACGUGAGACACAAACUCGUGCAAAUAAGAAUCAAUCAAGGACAUCAUCACGAUACCAUCUCGAGAGCGCUCAGGAAUCUGAUUCCGAUAAAAGCACAGGACUAGGGUCAGAACAGCAAUCAGACGUUUUUACAUCACGAACGCUCCGUGACCGACGACUUAUCUCUGCUCCAAAACCAUUUCCGGUCAACAACCAGCCAUCGCGUCGUUCUUCAAAUACUAGGCGGCAUAGCGAAGCACAUCAAAGUGGCGGACGGUACGAAAAUUCAAAUAGGAUGUACCAGUCUAGCUCUCGCUCUGCAGCUGCGAAAAGAGCAAUACCUAUCUCUAGACCUAUUACAGAGAAUAUGAGGAUCACAAGAGGAAUGAGUAGCUCGCUGUUACCCGAUUCUGCAAAUAGUCGCGAUGUGACGCCGGAUCAACCAAGUCGACAGAGAGGCAGAAGCAAUUCACGUUUUCAUCGCAGUGAUUUUACUGACGAAGAACAGGACCUGGAUGAUCACGAAUUCAAGCACGAUGAAGCUGCAGAUAUGGAGGAUGAAGAAAUGGAGGGUGGGCCAGCUGAUGAUGAGCAAACGCCUGGACUAGCUAAUGAUGAAGGCAAUACAUUAACUCGUAUGACACGCUUACGGGCACGCGUUCAAUCACAGUCUGCGGUCGGCUCAAGACAUGCUUCACCGAGACCGUCGCGCUCAAAGGCUACUCACUCUAACCCACAGCAGGAUGGCGACCGAAAGUAUGAUCUUAGAGAGCGACCCAAAAACAGACCAGCUUAUAUCGCUGAUCGGCCUAUUCCGUCCCCCAGCAGACCCAGGUCUUCACGGAUUAACAACUUCAGUGGACGAGAUACUUUUGCUCGUCCAAGACAAGCUAGAUCUAAUCUGCUCGAAGCCCUCGCACGUGCAGCGGGUUCUUCGAGCGAUGAACUACAAGCACCCAACUUUAAGAGGCGUUCAGGUGGAAGUUCUUCAUCACGAAUAUUACCAAUGAACAUGCAUGAACUUGCUGACUCUAGACGGGAUAUCGUAGCUGCACGAUUUACACAACCAGCUGAUACUGACCCGCUUUCUGUGGGGAAUAACGUUGAUUUUACUAAAGUUGGUGGACUGGACCAUCAUAUCAAAUCAUUGAAGGAAAUGGUUAUUCUACCGUUGCUGUACCCGGAAGUAUACUCGCAUUUUCAAAUAACACCUCCCCGGGGUGUCCUCUUUCAUGGGCCUCCAGGAACAGGAAAAACUCUUCUAGCCCGUGCAUUGGCAUCAAGCUGCUCUACCGAGACACAAAAGGUAGCGUUCUUCAUGCGCAAAGGCGCAGACUGCUUGAGUAAAUGGGUCGGGGAAGCAGAGAGACAACUGCGUCUUUUAUUUGAAGAGGCCAAGGCUUGGCAACCCAGCAUCAUAUUCUUUGAUGAAAUUGAUGGUCUUUGUCCAGUACGAUCAAGUAAACAAGAACAAAUUCAUGCAUCCAUCGUAUCAACAAUGCUUGCUCUUAUGGAUGGCCUCGAUGGGCGAGGGCAAGUGAUUGUCAUCGGCGCCACCAAUCGCAUAGAUGCCAUCGAUCCGGCACUUCGUCGUCCUGGACGGUUCGACAGAGAGUUUUACUUCCCGUUGCCUAAUGAGGCCGCACGUAGGGCUAUCAUUGAUAUCAACACAUGUGGAUGGGCUCCCCCUCUAGAUGAAAGGUUCAAAGAUGAAUUGGCAAGGAUGACUACACAGUAUUGUGGGGCAGAUAUUAAGGCGCUCUGUACCGAGGCGGCCUUACGGGCAAUCCGGCGGCGAUAUCCACAGAUUUACGAAAGUAACGAAAAACUCCAAAUUGAUGCCUCAACUAUUACAGUCGAAGAGAUUGAUGUACUGAAGUCAGCCAAGGCUUUGACGCCUGCAUCCUAUCGCGUCACUGGAGCAACAGCAUCCCCUUUGCCUGAAAAUAUGAAGCCACUUCUUCUGGACCAAUUCGAUAGAGCUUGUAAAGUUCUUAAUUCGAUAUUCUCGGGUUCUAACACUAAAAUCGAAAAAGACGGCAUGCUUGAAGACGAUGAUGCAUCAUUUCAAUCUAUGGGAUAUCGUAGCUUCGAAAAACUCAAAACAUUUAGGCCAAGGAUGAUAAUUACUGGUGAUCGGGGAAUGGGGCAGCGUUAUAUCGGGCCUGCUCUUUUGCACUAUCUGGAAGGAUGUGCUGUUCAACAAUUUGACUUGGCAGCUUUGAUGUCUGAAUCAAAUAGGACACCAGAAGCAGCAUGUGUUCAGUACUUCAUAGAAGUUAAGCGACAUGCACCCAGUGUGAUCUAUAUCCCACAUAUAGAUGUAUGGUGGUCGGUAGUUUCUGAUACUGUAAAGGCCACUUUCUCCAAUAUGCUUGAAGACCUUGGCCCACAAGACAGAAUACUUUUUCUAGCUACGAGUGAGACAACAAUGUCCAAUUUACCCAUUACCGUGCAGCGUUGGUUCCCGUUGGGCGGGAAAGAUUAUGUCGAAUUAGCACAUCCUAAAGGCAAGCACCGAGGAGCAUUCUUUCAGGCGCUUAUUGACGAUCUCGCACGGCCACCUUCUGACUUCUUACCACCACCUACUGCACUCAGAGAGCCAGAAUUACUCAAGAAGGCGCCGCCACCCCAGCCUCGCGUCCCUACAGCGGAAGAAAAGAAAUUACUGGCGGAGCAUGAUCAAUAUGUACUUCGGGAAUUGCGUAUUUCACUUCGAAAUAUAGUGGAUGAACUAUACAAGGAACGCAAGUUCAAACCUUUUUUUAGGCCGGUAGAGCCAGAAGAAUCGCCGGAUUAUUACCAGAUCAUCAAAAAACCCAUGGAUCUGAUGACCAUCAGUGAAAAAAUCAAUGACAGGAUGUACUUGGAGGUUAAGGAAUUUUUGGCCGACAUCGAUCUGAUUGUUGACAACACAACUCUGUAUUAUGAUAUACAGGACCCUAACAGAGUCAUCUACAGGGCACGGGCUUUCCAGGACGUUGCGUACUCUAUGGUUGGUCGACUUGACCCAGACUUAAUCACAGAGACUGGAAAAACGGCGACGCGCGUUCGACAAGAGGCAAAAGUACAACAAAAGAUUCCAGGAGAAAGAAUGAGCCGCCGCAUACUUGGACUUGAAGCUACCGCUGUAUUGGAUGAUCCAGAGAUGUUGCUUCGAAGCCGUACUACUCAGGCAAAAUCGGCAUUGGAUUUUACUCGCGAAGGCAUUGUGGGUACCUCUUCGAUCAAAGCUGAUGAGGAUCAGAGCCAAAAGCGAUCUCAGAAUCAACAACGUCUAGAUGCCUUGAUUGCAGCUCAAGAAGCUGUAAAUGACCAACUGUCCAAGGAUGACGCUGAUGACAGUAGUACAUCUCUUUCGAUACUUUCAUCGCGUGCAACAUCUAGUGUCCUCAGCGUGACAGCUGCACCAUCAGUAGCAGAUGAAUGCGAGGAAAUGAUGCAAGCGUUGAAUGGGGAAAUAGAAAUAGGUCAAGAAAACCUCGAAUCAGCGGAUAUGUCGACACAAAUGAAGGAUAACUCUGAUAUCACUAAGAGGCUAUAUGCCACGGAGUCGCCCGCGGAUGUUAAAACAGCUGCAGAAUUUGAGCAUGAGUCUGAACAUUCUAUGUCCGUGGAAAUGCGACAAGCAGUGAAGACAGAGGAAGAAGAGGAAGAAGUCAACGAACCGAAGCAUGUGAUAUUGGAUAUGGAUGCGGUAGCUCUUUUGCAACAAAGUCUUGUUCGAGACACUGAGGGAUUCAACAUUGAGGAGCUUGACCGCCUUAGGGCAUCUUUAUAUGCGGAUAUAUGGGAGAAUCGGGGCAAUUGGGACAAGCAGGAUUUACUUGCGGAAAUGACAAAAAAAGUUGCUACAGCUGUAAACCUUCACUACAAACUUCAGGAAAAUGAUCUGCAUGCUUCUACUAUGUCAGAUCUAUUGGUAUAGUCAGUUAUGAAUCAAAAGUAAACACUAUCUUAACUAAAAACUUGUACAAC